Molecule: messenger RNA, 3189 nt
Organism: Spirodela intermedia
Lineage: Eukaryota; Viridiplantae; Streptophyta; Magnoliopsida; Alismatales; Araceae
Source: the annotation of a GenBank genome assembly
AUGGAGGGAGGGAGAGCUGCUCCUCUUCUUCAUGGGACUCUCGAGGCCGUCAUCAACGACGCCGCCCUGCCAGCAAUCUACACUGUGUGUACCCAUCGGGUCUACGUGACGAUCAGCUUAGGGACGACGACGAUGGCGGAGACGACCAGGGAAAAGAAUCCCACCUGGAACCAGACCUUCAGGAUCCUCUGCGCCCAUCCUGCAGAGACGGAGGUGGUGGUAACGGUGAGGACGACGUUCUGGGUCGUCGGCAGAGCCAGAAUUCCGGCGAGCCGGCUGCUCGGCCACGGCCAGCCGCCCUGCGACGGGACUUCAUUCUCGCUGCUGUCGGCGGGGGGGAAGCGGAGCCGCUGCCGGCGGCUGAGGUUCCUCCUCCGGUUCGUGCCGGCAGAGCAGGAGCCGCUCUGGGGAAGGGGCCUCUGCGAUGGCCAGUUUGGGGGCCUCCAUGACGGUGUGACUUUCCCACAGAGACACAACUGCGGCGUUGUACUGUACCAGGACGCGCACCACCGGCGGGGGUUUGCGCCGCCCCUGCUCGACGGUCAGGGGCGGGGGCUACGGGCGAGGAGGCUGUGGGAGGACAUUUACGCCGCCAUAGAUGGAGCCAAGCAUAUUAUUUACAUCACUGGGUGGGCGUUCAAUCACAGUGUCGUGCUGGUAUUUUCCCGAGACUCUCAACUCUUCCUACAUAAAAUUUGCGAUCUUUGCCCCGGUUCACCCCCCUCCUUUAGAUGAUUGCGUGGUUUAUCUUAUCUUACCAAAUAAUUACCCGCCUAGAUGCAUGGAUAUUUUAGUGCCCAAACAUAUCGGAUAUAUCUAGACAUAUAUAGCUAAUUUUCUUCAACCUUAUAUGGAAAACUUUCAUCAAGAAUAUCGCCGUUCGCAUCAAUUUCCCUAAUUUACAUAAAUCGAGAAUUAUUAGAGUACGCAAAUAGUCAAUAUUAGUGUGAAAUUAUCUCUUUGGGUAAAAAAAUGAAAGGCUUUUAUUUUAUUAUUGAUUGGAAAAUGAAAACUCCAAAAUUGGUUGCGAGUUUAGAAGAAAAACGAGUCCUGAAACUAACUGUAAUUUUCGAUAAUUAUUUUUUUUGGAAAACUUGAUAUUUUGGAAACGAGAAUCAAUGAAACAGUAAUCAAGAGCUGAUUAGGGUUAAGAAGAAUGAUGAGACAGGCUUAGGAAGCCAAGAAACUGAGUCCUUCACACUGGGGCAAGGAUGUCCCGUAAACGAUUAGGGUUUUAUGAAGAAACUUUCAUGGUGGUGAUCUCUUCCGAGACAAGGAAACCGCGUAAAUUUCCCAUAGUACUCUUCAUUAGCAUAUAUUGACUAUGUAUUUUUUCUGUUGAGUAAUUAACUUCAUUUAUUACCAUCAUCCUCUCUCUCUCUCUCUCUCGCUCGCUACAUACAUAUAUGCAUGCAAUAUGUAUGGGUAUUUAGGGUUUUAUUGGUAUCUUCUUCUCCGACCAGGUGCAAGACCCAGACACAGAGCGUCCCGAUGCAGUGGGAGUGGAGCUGGGGGAACUCCUGAAGCGCAAGGCCGAUGAGGGCGUGGCGGUGAGGCUGAUGCUGUGGGACGACGAGAGCUCUCUCCCUCUCAUCCGAAACCCUGGCCUCAUGAGGACCCACGACGAGGACUCCUUCACAUACUUUGCCCAAACCAGAGUCGUCUGCCGCCGCUUCCCCAGGCUCCACCACAACUUUCCCACAGUCUUCGCCCACCACCAGAAGACCAUCUCCGUCGACUCCCCGCGGCGGCUGGACGGCGACUCGGGGAGAGAAAUCGUCAGCUUCGUCGGAGGCCUCGACCUCUACGACGGCCGUUACGACACCGAGGAACACUCGCUCUUCCGUAACCUCGACGCCGGAGAAUUCUACCAGGUAUCCAUCGCCGGCGCCGGGCGCCGCCAUGGUGGCCCCAGGGAACCCUGGCACGACGUCCAUUGCCGGCUCACCGGCAGCGCCGCAUACGACGUCCUGGCCAACUUCGAGCAGCGUUGGACCAAGCAGUCCGAUCCUUCUCUCCUCCUUCCCCGCGACGCCUUCCCGGGCUUCCAGGCUCCCGCCGGCGAGGUCGCCGAAGGCGAGGAAGACGACUGGAACGUGCAGGUGUUCAGAUCAAUCGACGGGCUGUCCUCUACGCGGUUGCCGGAGCAGCGCACGGCGGAGCACAGCAUCCACGAGGCCUAUGUCUCGGCGAUCCGGCGGGCGGAGAGGUUCAUAUACAUUGAGAAUCAGUAUUUCCUUGGAGGGUCCAGUCUCUGGGAGGGCGACAGAGGGAGCGGCUGCGAGAACCUGGUGCCGGCGGAGAUUGCCCUCAAGAUCGCCGCCAAGAUCAGGGCCGGGGAGAGGUUUGCGGCGUACGUGGUGGUGCCCAUGUGGCCGGAGGGGGUGCCGGAGACGGCGACGGUGGGGGAGAUCCUGCACUGGCAGAGGCGAACCAUGGCGAUGAUGUACAGCGUGGUGGGGGAGGCCAUCAGGGAGAAGGGCAUCAAGGAGCACCCGAGGGAGUAUCUGAGCUUCUUCUGCCUGGCAAAAAGAGAGCCGCGGCCGCCAGAGGGGGAGCAUCUUCCGGCCGCUCCUCCCCAGAGGCCGGGCCAGUACUACAACGCCCAGAGGAACAGGAGGUUCAUGAUCUACGUCCACUCCAAGCUCAUGAUCGGUAAGAUCCAAGAUCAUUGUCACGUCUCUCUCUCUCUCUCCCUCCCUCCCUCUCUCUCUCUCUAUAUGUAUAUAUAUAUAUAUAUCUGUUGAUCUAUGAUCUUUCUGUAUGUUGCGCUCCGCAGUGGACGACGAGUACCUGCUGAUGGGGUCGGCCAACGUGAACCAGCGCUCCAUGGACGGAGGAAGGGACACGGAGAUCGCGGUGGGAUGCUACCAGCCGAGACGUGGCAGCGCCGGGGACAUCCGGGACUUCAGGCUGUCGCUCUGGUACGAGCACACCGGCGCCGUCCGGGACGCCUUCCGCCAGCCGGAGGGCCCCGCCUGCGCGAGAGAGCUCAACGACGUCGGCGACGCAGCGUGGAGGAGCUACAGCGGGGAAGCCGCCGCGGACAUGGCCGGCGUACACCUCGUCAGCUACCCGGUGGCCGUGUCCCCUGAUGGUCGGCUCCAUGACGGGGGUUCCUUCCCCGACACCAAAGCCCCUGUCAAAGGGAAGAGGCACUGGUGGUUCCCUCCCGUCUUCACCACCUGA